GGCCAGCUUCAGUUCUCGUUCGACAACGGCCCGGGAAAGUCCAGAGCGGUUCGGUUACAUUCUGUCGAUGGUGGAUUAGAAAGUGGAUAACAUAACUGCUGGAGAGCACUGUUAUCAAAGUGAGACCUAUCAUAGUUCGAAAUGGGUAAAGGUCAUCGCUUGGCCUUUUUGCUGGUGUGCCUAGCAGGAUGCUGCUAUGCAGACGAUGCGACGUCGGACAGCAACAAACCAGCGACAACGCAAACGUGGAUUGAUAAGCUUAAGAAGGAUUUGCUGGCCAACUACGAUCGGAACGUGCGACCGACGCAGCACUACAAUGUCACCCAUCUGGAUUUGAAGAUGACAAUUCGGCAUGUGGAUAUCGAUGAGGAAAAUUCCAUCUUUUCCGUUUAUGGAUGGGUUAAAAUGACCUGGACCGACGAUAAACUCAAAUGGAAACCGGCAGACUAUGGGAACGUGGACCUGUUCCGGUGCAACCCGGACAGUGUGUGGAAACCGGAUGUCGUUCUCUAUAACAAUGCCAGAGGCUCGGAUAAUUUGCACUACGGACAAACCAACGUCAUUGUGUACAGCAGUGGUCAAGUGCUUUGGGUGCCUCCGACCGAUUAUCACAGCUUCUGCGAACUGAAUCUCCGAUACUGGCCCUUUGAUUACCAAACGUGUAUUCUGAAAGUGGGUUCAUGGACCUACGAUGGAUACAAACUGAAUCUCACUACUAGUGAAGCAGAACCGGAGAUCGAUAUUGGCGUCCCGAACAAUGAAUGGAGCAUUCGGAAGGUUACAACCGAUCGGAACACUGUGUACUACAAAUGCUGCAGUGAACCGUACAUCGACAUCCAGUACAACGUCACUCUUCAACGCCAUUCAUCAACCCACAAGGCCAUUGUUGUAAGCCCAGCAUUCGUUAUAAUGCUACUAGCUUUAUCCGUAUUUUGGCUUCCGCCACAUUGUGGUGAAAAGAUUGUGCUGAACGGUAUCAUUGUGCUGGUUGUCACGGUAUUCCUCAUCUAUUUUGCUCAGCAACUGCCGGCAAUGUCAGGAAAUACUCCUCUGAUUGUAACCUUCUAUAGCACCACGUUUUACUUGGUAGCCAUCAGUACAAUCCUAUCGGUGAUUAUUUUGCGUAUAACUCGUGGCAAGCGAUGCCAUGCCGUACCUCGCGUUUUGAAGAGUCAGUUGGACGGAUGUCUCGGUUCUGUACUUCGUGUGGGCAAUGUCGGUCCAUCUGAAGAAGACAAAGAAGCGGCCGGUGGCGAAAUAUCCGUGAAUUCGAAGCAACAGGAUUGGUGCCGUUUAGCAGUACUACUGGACAGACUGGCAUUUGUAGUUUAUUUGAUCGUUUUUGCCAUUUCGAUCAUUUGCUUCAGCUUAUAGUUCAAAGUUUAAUGUGUGUGUUCAACAUUGCCAAGUUGUCAAGAAAUAAGAAUUCUCAGUCAAGCAGCUUUCAUUUACUUAUAAGUUUACUCAAGUUCGUGUCACAUUACGCUUUAAUUAAAUUGCCCAUUUUGCUUUUUCUUAUUGUU
This is a messenger RNA of Aedes aegypti (yellow fever mosquito), 1523 nucleotides long. RefSeq names its product acetylcholine receptor subunit alpha-like 1. Gene Ontology annotation, biological process: nervous system process; chemical synaptic transmission; regulation of membrane potential. Gene Ontology annotation, cellular component: postsynaptic membrane; synapse; neuron projection. Bases 142 to 1374 code for a protein of 410 amino acids. NCBI's taxonomy places the organism in Eukaryota, Metazoa, Arthropoda, Insecta, Diptera, Culicidae. Gene Ontology annotation, molecular function: transmembrane signaling receptor activity; acetylcholine-gated monoatomic cation-selective channel activity. The record is from RefSeq and is a predicted model, not a curated record. The transcript is spliced from 6 exons.